AUGACUGAAUUGAGAGAAAUAUUCGCGGAGCUGGGGAUCUCUCACUACCUCAAUGACUUCAUAGAGCAGGGCUUCGACAGCUGGGACACGAUCCUCGACAUAACUGAGUCUGAUUUUGAUGCGCUUGGUGUCAAACUUGGCCACCGUAGAAAGCUCCAGCGCAAGAUCGCCAACUCCAGAGGGUUAUCCUCAGACCGCGCCUUAGGUUCUCCUACUCGAAAUACCCCAAGCGAUGAUCGACAGGCAGAAGAGCACAAGGGAAACAGCGCGAGAGAUGGAAAAGAGGCUGGCACCGGCACCGGCAGCGGCCCGCAUGGGGCGAAGCGCAAGUACCGACGGCAUCCUAAAUCAGACGAGAAUGCGCCCGAAAGACCACCCUCUGCAUACGUGAUUUUCUCAAACAAAAUGCGUGAAGAGCUCAAGGAGAAGAAUCUCUCCUUCACCGAGAUAGCGAAGCUGGUCGGGGAGAAUUGGCAGAGUCUCUCGCCGGGCGAGAAGGAACCAUACGAGCAGCAGGCUUUCACUGCCAAGGAGAAGUACAAUGCCGAACUUGCUGAAUAUAAAAAAACCAGCCAGUUUAGGGAGUACUCGCAGUACCUUGUAGAAUUUAAGGCCAGGCAGUCAAACCAGCAACAGGUGAAUGACUUGGAAGUCACCAAACGACCCAAGCUCGAGAACCAGAUGAGGACUGUGAGCAGCGGAACGACGAGCAGCAGCACCAGUCAACAAGGCAGGGAUACCCCGACUGGACGCGCGCGUGUCGAACCGCCUGCUGCAACGAGCACGGGUCAGUGGCCUGCGCAUGACGACCGCCUUUCUCCUGCAAUGGCAUUGCCUGUCGGCCAGACAGGGAAAAGCCUGUCACCCGCUUCGUCUUCCGGUACACUUCCCGGCUAUCGUGAAGCCAUCUUUGGUGGCAGCUCGCAAUCGCUUCCAUGGAGAGAAGGCAAUCGGGAUGAAAAUUCCAUGUCCCUUCAGCAGCAUCGUCGAGUAACCGGCAUUGGUGAUAGACAGAGUUACCCGGGUCCUCCCAUGGCAGAUUCGUUGAAUCCGACUGGGGGUCUGCAACAUGCCCAUCGAAUGGUGCAGGGUCGUCCGCCGCCGCCGCCGCCGUCUUUGAUAUCGGAAUCCACAAAGUCAUCUGGAUCGUCUGCCAGCACGAACUCUCCAGCAUUCUUGACUCCACGAACGCCAUUGGAACCCCAUUUGGAACGGUCUCUUCCAAUCCCCUCUCUAUUCCCACAGAAGUCUACUGGCACUUAUGAAAACCAGCUUCCGCCACUAAGGGUGCCAUCUUUGUCCCCCCAAUCAGCAAUGCUCGGCUCCCAGAACUCUCCAAAUAACAUCCCUGGCAUGCAAGAUUUUCCAACCUCAAUGCCCCCCAUGCGUGGCUACCCGAACAUGAAUUUACAGGAGAGUGGUCCAGCCGAUAACAACGAUCCUAGAAUCCGUGAGUUUGGUUCUCCCGAAGAUAACAACUUAGAUCCUGUCAGCGCUUUGCUGAGAGCUGGUGAGAUCGUCAACCAGAAAAGUAGAGGUCCGCCACGAAACUAGAAAACUUCCGCCACCUAAAGUAAUCUAUUAUAUUACGAGAUCGAUAAAAAAAAGCCUUUAUAUUCCAGCUCUAUUGUUCAUACGGGAGGAGUGCUGAUGUUCCUCGAUAUCUAUCUAUCUAUAUUCGCUGCGUUAUGGAGGGGUAUAUCUGCCGGUGUCUGGUUGGGGGUUUGGCGCUUUAUAUUGUCCAGUUCCGGUUUUACGCAUGGCAUGACGGUGAUGAUUCCCGCGGGUCGUUGGUCAACUUCUCUUAAGAUGAAGUUUCGUUCAUCCCGGACGCCGCAGAGGUGUAAGGAC
Messenger RNA from Amorphotheca resinae ATCC 22711, 1851 nucleotides. RefSeq lists its product as hypothetical. NCBI's taxonomy places the organism in Eukaryota, Fungi, Ascomycota, Leotiomycetes, Helotiales, Amorphothecaceae. The transcript has 3 exons. Gene Ontology annotation, cellular component: nucleus. Bases 1 to 1554 code for a protein of 517 amino acids. The record is from RefSeq and is a predicted model, not a curated record. Gene Ontology annotation, biological process: regulation of gene expression. Gene Ontology annotation, molecular function: protein binding.